UAGGCAAUCGCUCUGUAGUAUUGCAGUAACGUACAAUGUUUACUAUUCUAUAGAGAGGUUGCAUUAUGGAUGGAUUUGUACUACCAUCGCAGUUGGUUCUGGCGUGGCAAGGCUGAAAGUCACGAUGAUGCAUCUAUCCAGCAGUGGGUCUGGUCUUGCUGUCCGUGCGUCGUGGACGCAUUCCCCCAGCCUCCACUAGCGUGCUCUGGUCGCAUCUGUCAUCGAUAUUCGCCCUCGACGCGCCAAAUGUCGCCCUGAAGUGCGCAUACCUGGCGCAAGUAUACAGCGCAGCCAAAGUCAGCGCGGGAACCACCAGACUCGUUUCAACAUGGACGCGCCAUCUUCACAACUCCAUCUCGAAGUUCGCGACUCGGUCGUUCGCGCUCUUGCAACGCGCAGGCCUAUCCUCCACCAUCUAAAUGCCGAUACAUCCUGGCUACUCCAAAUACCACGCCCAGCGAACGCCGUCAAACAUGGAAGUCGCAUAUACUACAAUGUUCUGAUUGACCCGUGGUUCGUUGGCGGGCAAAGCGAUGUCGCGAAAUGGUUUAGCCAACAAUUCCACGCGACGGAGAGCGCUGUUAAGAGUGUUGCCGAAGUGGAGGAGCUGGCGCGACAGGUGGAGAUAUUAGCUGGAGGCCUACGAAUGGGUAGGAAAGGAAGGAAGAGAAACAUAGAGGAGGUAGAGGAGGAAAGCUAUGUGGAUUGUGUGGCUGUUAGCCAUGAGUUCACAGACCAUUGUCAUAAAGAGACACUUCUAGAGGUACAUCGUGAUGUACCUGUUCUCGCGACAGAGCAAGCAGCCAACCUAAUAUCCUCCUGGAACCACUUCCGUACAGUGAUAACAACACCCACCUUCACCGACAACGCCGACUGGCACGACUACAGCCUCUCCCCUCUCCCUUCGUGGCUCAGCAUAUCGCGUCUUACGGCGUCUGGAGAUUCUCUCUACUACCACUCUGCGCUCCUCAUUACCUUCGCUACACAUCCCUUCUUAUCGACAGCCACGCCUAAGAAACGUCUCUCAAGUCUCAGUAUAAACGGUGAUGGAGCAGAGGACUUCUCAUCCAACAUCAAUGGCGAGGAAGCGGAGUGUGUAAUCUACACGCCACACGGCAUCCCCCACGGGGCCCUCAGCCCAAUCGCCAAAGCCGAUCCACCGCUACAUACACUCGCUUUCCUCCAUGGACUCCACGACGUAUCCAUAUCUUCCGCUCAGCAACUCAAUCUCGGUGCCAAGAACGGUGUUCUUGCACAGCGCAUAUUACGAGCGAAAUACUGGGUCGCAACACACGAUGAAGUCAAGAAGGGCGGAGGUUUCAUAAGCUGGUUCCUACGUAGAAAGGUCUGGACAGUAGAAGACGCGUUGAAGGAAGCAAGGGCAGAUGAUGAGGGCGAGUUUACGGAUGUGAGGUUCCAGGACAUGAGGAACGGAGAGAGUAGAGUCCUGGAAUGAAUGUGAAUAUUUUGAGGAUGGACACGAGGGAUAUAAUUGUAAGUAAUUUGUGAUCUUAGUCCUGAGUAUAUACCCAAUUCGCGAAGCUGGGCCUGAAAGGACAGCAAUCUAAAACAUUUCUCCCAUCAUCGACGUUGCAAGACGAACUGCCAGUACAAUGUCCUACAACCGAUCGGGGAAAUACUGUCAUAGGCACAAAUCAUAUUUACUUCACACAAUGUCACAAAACAAACAUGAGCACUACAGCUCCUCCAGCUCUCCUAGUUCCAUCUUUUCUUGCAGAAUUCUUUGUUCUUCUUUGGAUCUUUUCUUUUCUGCUGUCCACUCAUUUUGGAUAUUUGGAGGAGGCAAGGUAACAGGAGGUGGGUUGAACUAUUGC
This is a messenger RNA of Alternaria alternata, 1835 nucleotides long. RefSeq lists its product as hypothetical. The record is from RefSeq and is a predicted model, not a curated record. The transcript is spliced from 2 exons. Bases 329 to 1456 code for a protein of 375 amino acids. NCBI's taxonomy places the organism in Eukaryota, Fungi, Ascomycota, Dothideomycetes, Pleosporales, Pleosporaceae.